GCAUGAUCUUUCAACAAUUGAGUUUGGCAUCCGCAUUUCUGACUUCAUGCCUUUAGCCUUUAAGACGGUCCCAGUUGCUGGUUUAGUCGAGAAGGAGCUGGAGCUCUUGAACUACCUUCGCGGCCUUCCCAACGUGAUCCAGCUUCAGGACUCGUUUGUCAACGACAAUGGCAAUACAGUGCUGGUCCUGCCAAUGCUCAAGAAGUUUGACUGUCAUGUUGCCAACAAGAGCCUUUGUUCUAUUCGCGCUUCUAUCAAGCAGGUGUUGAUGGGUCUUGCUGCAGUCCAUGCCAAGAACAUUGUUCACUUAGACAUCAAUCCUUCAAACUUAAUGCUUACCCAUAACAAACGAGAGGUUGUCAUCAUUGACUUUGGUUUAUCCAUGAGUGUGAACCGAUUCAAUUUUAAUGGUGACAAUGCGUCUCCGUCCUUGGACCCCAUUCCAGUCUGUGGUACAACUGGGUACAUUGCUCCCGAGAUCAUAAAUCCACAGUUCUAUGGACAAUAUGAUCCUACGGAGGCUGAUCUUUACUCUCUUGGUAUUGUUCUUGGCGAGAUGUUGGAGCCUUAUAUUCCCGAUUGCGAUCUCCAUUACUUUGGAUCCAAAUACCUUAGUCUCGAAAACACUAAUCAAACAGUGCGUUUGUUGAAGGAAUUUAUCUCUCAAAAAUCAGUGUAUCCGGCCGUCCUAAUCCAGGCUGCUGAUCUCCUUGUGAAUAUGUUGGAGGAGGAUCCAAAGAGUCGCAAGUCGGCCCAGGAGCUGCUUGACUCGCAUCCCUUCUUGAACACACCUCCUUUGAACGAUGGUUCCGGCGCUAGCCCGGGCUCCUGCUCAGCCAUGAAGCUCGAGUUAAGCGACUGGUUGCAUCGAGUACAGGAGAUUAAAUAUUAUAAAUAUCUUUGUCGAGAACAGAAUGAUUGUGAGGUAUAUCGUUACCGAUAAAUAGAUCAUUAAUAGAGAUUUAAGCGUUUUUAAUAAAAAGUAUACCUUUUUGUACGCCG
Molecule: messenger RNA, 1002 nt
Organism: Lobosporangium transversale
Lineage: Eukaryota; Fungi; Mortierellomycota; Mortierellomycetes; Mortierellales; Mortierellaceae
Product: kinase-like domain-containing protein
Exons: 1
Coding region: 47-943 (298 amino acids)
Biological process (GO): peptidyl-serine phosphorylation; autophagy
Cellular component (GO): cytoplasm
Molecular function (GO): protein serine/threonine kinase activity; ATP binding
Source: RefSeq, a predicted model, not a curated record